Ipomoea triloba (trilobed morning glory) is the source of this 888-nucleotide messenger RNA. RefSeq names its product glycine, alanine and asparagine-rich protein-like. The record is from RefSeq and is a predicted model, not a curated record. Bases 1 to 888 code for a protein of 295 amino acids. The transcript is spliced from 3 exons. NCBI's taxonomy places the organism in Eukaryota, Viridiplantae, Streptophyta, Magnoliopsida, Solanales, Convolvulaceae.
AUGACGGUGUUCAUAUUGAUCUGUAUAUUCACCGCUCAUGUUAGUUGUUGUUGCAUUCUGGCUUUGCGGAACAAGGAAGCAAAAAAUAAGCGUAACGCCGCCCGUAGGGAUGGAAACAUGGUUGUUCUCUCCGGCGCCGGCGCUGCUGUUGCCGGAGCGGCCGCUGCGUCGGAGUCUAAGGCCGCCGAGGAGAAACGCAGGGAGGUUGAAGUUCAAAUUGAUGUUGGCGCCGUUGCUGAAGCUACCGACAUGGUGGGGUGUUGUUGUUGUGGUGGUGGUGGUGGUGGCAGUGAUGUUAUUUCUCAGUUUAUUUGCAUUGUGAUCGCUGUGUCGCGGAAAAAGAAAGCGGAAAAUGAGAGAAACAACGGCGGUAGAGAUGGGAACAUGGUUGUUCUGGCCGGGGCUGCGGUGGCCGGUGGAGCGGCCGCCGCUACUGUAACGGCAGUUGCUGAGUCGUCGGAGUCUAAUGCCGCCGCCGACGAGGAGAAACGCAAGGAGGAUCGCGUAGAAAUUGAUGUCGGUCCCGUUGCCGAAGCCACAAGAGGGAGCAAGAAGAAGAAGAAAGAUUAUUACGAGGUUUCCAGUGGCGUACGGCCUGCAGGAAUUGGAAGAGCUAGAGUUUCUAUUGGUCAGACCUAUUAUGGCGGUGGGGGUAUGCAUGCCGCCGCCCACACCGGCGGCUCAGGUGGCUGCGGUGGUGGAAGUGGGGUCGGGGUUGCUGCUGCAACUACCUUUGCUGCAACUGCUGCGUUGGCCGACAUAGGUUUCAGUGGAAGUGGUGAUGGAGGUUUUGGUGGCGGAGGAGGAGAUGGGGGUGGUGGUGGCGGAGGAGGAGAUGGCGGUGGUGGCGGCGGAGGAGGAGAUGGUGGUGGUGGUGGAGGUUGUUGA